Molecule: messenger RNA, 468 nt
Organism: Pogonomyrmex barbatus (red harvester ant)
Lineage: Eukaryota; Metazoa; Arthropoda; Insecta; Hymenoptera; Formicidae
Source: RefSeq, a predicted model, not a curated record
AUGCGCACCGUCCACUCGGUGGCCCCUUAUGGCUCGCCGAUAUGGGCCCGUCGCCUGGCGAAGGAUAAAAAGAGCUUCCGCCAAAUGAGACAGGCGCAGCGCGAUUCUGUGCUGCGCCUGGCGAGGACUUAUAGGACGGUAUCGCACGCGGCGGACACGGUUCUGGCCGGGACGCCCCCCAUUGACCUGCUGGCGGCAGGAUACGCCCAAGUAUAUCGCCAGCUGAAAGCUCGGGGGAUAGUCCGUACGGCUGGGACCGUAGAACCAAUCCGCCAGGAGGUGCGACGCUGGGUCGUGGAACACUGGAAGACCCGGCUACACGAAUCCGGCAUCGCAGGCUCCUGGACGAUAGAAGCCAUCCGAUCCUGCCUCGAGGAAUGGCUCGGCAGAGUCCAUGGGGGCUUGUCCUUCCGAUUGGUGCAGGUGCUGACCGGCCAUGGGAGUUUUGGCAUUGGCCACAAGUACUGA